AUGUCAAUUCCACCAGAUGCCCCUGAGCGCAUCAUGGCCGUGUUCAGGGGGACUAUUGUGGAAUCUCUUAAUCGGUUUCAUGAUGCGCUUCAGACAUCAAUAUAUGCCACAGCGAAAGAGAUUAGACGUGAUAUAAACAAACGAGUGGACUCGGAGGUUCCCGUAAUAUAUGGUUUCAAUCCAGAUAAUAAAUAUAGGAGGAACAUAGCCGGUCGCCAACUACGAACUACCACUGACUCACAACCAAACGAAAGUAUUUCGAGCACGUUUUUUAACACCCUCUUCGACCGGCCUUUCGAUGCUGAAACUCAACAGGCGGACAUAUUACCUCAGGCAACCUCCAACAGUGGCCCUAGUUCUAUAUCAGGGACACGUCUAACGCCACACAUCCGGCAUUAA
This is a messenger RNA of Daldinia caldariorum, 399 nucleotides long. RefSeq lists its product as uncharacterized. NCBI's taxonomy places the organism in Eukaryota, Fungi, Ascomycota, Sordariomycetes, Xylariales, Hypoxylaceae. The transcript has a single exon. Bases 1 to 399 code for a protein of 132 amino acids. The record is from RefSeq and is a predicted model, not a curated record.